Culex quinquefasciatus (southern house mosquito) is the source of this 1588-nucleotide messenger RNA. Its product is annotated as thioredoxin domain-containing protein 5 homolog. Gene Ontology annotation, molecular function: protein disulfide isomerase activity. Gene Ontology annotation, biological process: protein folding. The record is from RefSeq and is a predicted model, not a curated record. Gene Ontology annotation, cellular component: endoplasmic reticulum. NCBI's taxonomy places the organism in Eukaryota, Metazoa, Arthropoda, Insecta, Diptera, Culicidae.
GAAGAAAAUCAACUGUCAUCCCGGGUUCCCGGCCGCUCUCUUCGCUUCGCAGUCGUCUUUUCAGUGCGGUCUAGCGGCCAUUCUUGUGUUAAAAUUGUCGCCGCAUUUCUAGUGUGUAAUUGAAAGCAAAAUCUCCACCAAUCCAGCUGCAUUUAUCAAGUAUAAAACGACAUUCCUUCUCCUCCCCCACGCCGCCGCACAGCCUACUGCGAGAGGAUGCUGCUGCCACUGAAACCGGUUCGCCUACUGCUGACGGUAGGAUGUUUGGCCACGGCUUUCUUCCUGGUGGCCGCACAUGAGGAGGACACCACCAGCGUCCAGCUUACGAAGGACAACUUCCAGUCGGAAGUAGAUGGUACCAACUACUUUGUCAUGUUCUUUGCCCCCUGGUGUGGCCACUGCAAGAAGUUAGCCCCGAUUUGGUCCAAGCUUGCUGAGGCCAAGAACGACGACAGCGCCGCCCAGGUCAAGAUCGGUCGCGUGGACUGCACGACCGACGGCGAUUUGUGCUCGGAGCAGGACGUCACCGGCUACCCGACGCUCAAGUUCUUCAAGAGCAAUUCCGCGUCGGACGAUUCGGUCAAGUACCGUGGCGGGCGGGAUUUGGACUCGUUCAACGCUUUUAUUCGCGAGCAGCUGGGCCUGGAGGAUGACGACUCGGAGGAAACCGUGGCCGCCUCGAAGCCGGUUUCGCCGCUGGUUGAGCUGACCGACGACACUUUUGCCAAGCACAUCUCCAGCGGAAAGCAUUUCGUCAAAUUCUUCGCCCCGUGGUGCGGCCACUGCACCAAGCUUGCGCCGACCUGGGAGGAACUGGCCAAGACCCUAGAGCACGACACUUCGAUUAGCAUUUCCAAGAUCGACUGCACCCAGUAUCGGCCGAUCUGUACCGACUUCGAGGUUAAGGGCUACCCGACGCUGCUGUGGAUCGAAGACGGCAAGAAGAUCGAAAAGUACUCCGGUUCCCGUUACGAGGAACUGAAGGCGUACGUUUCCAAAAUGGCCGGCGGAAUUAGCGUUGACGAAGCGGCCGCCGAUGCCGUCGACGCCGCGGACAAGGACAACACUUCGGUUGUGCUGCAGCUGUCCCAGCCCGACUUCCAGCACGCCAUCGAUAAAGGCGUCACGUUCGUCAAGUUCUACGCGCCCUGGUGUGGCCACUGUAUGCGUCUGGCCCCAACCUGGGAGCAACUGGCGGAGAAGUUUGUCGGUUCCGACCAGGUCAAGAUCGCCAAGGUGGACUGCACCCUGGAGGUGAACAAGGAACUUUGCGGCGAGCAGGAGGUGAACGGAUUCCCGACCAUCUUCCUGUAUCGCGGCGGCGAGAAGCUCGGCGAAUACAACGGAAACCGUUCGCUGGAGGAUCUGCACGAUUUCGUUACCCGGCACCUGGGCACCGAUCACGACGAGCUGUAAGGAGGAAGCUGUAUGUGUGUUUUAGUGAUUUGUGGUGCGGUCUGUGAGUAGAAACGGAACGGAACAAAAUUGUGUGUGAAAAAACCCAUUCAUAUCUCUGUGUGUGUUGGACAAGACUAGUAGAAAAUUAGUGUUUGAACCAAUCGACGGAAAACAAUUGUGAAGAAAAAAA